Messenger RNA from Brugia malayi, 444 nucleotides. RefSeq lists its product as uncharacterized. NCBI's taxonomy places the organism in Eukaryota, Metazoa, Nematoda, Chromadorea, Rhabditida, Onchocercidae. The record is from RefSeq and is a predicted model, not a curated record. The coding region runs from base 1 to 444 and encodes 147 amino acids. The transcript is spliced from 2 exons.
AUGCUGUUGACCUCUUUGGUAAUAGGUGAUGAUCACCUGAGGUCAGCUAGACGAGAUGCUGUUGACCUCUUUGACAAAUGUCAACAGAACUCUAACAAUGUAAAUAAGCUGGGCUGGGCUGCAUGGAAGAUAAAUCAUUUCUUACGUGGCAUUGGAACAUUUUAUCCAAUCAUUCAAUUUCGUACAUAUUUCGGUCUUUCUGGCAUCACGUCACGUUAUGCUACACUGCAUCACGUCACGUUACGCUACACUGCAUCACGUCACGUUACGCUACACUGCAUCACGUCACGUUACGCUACACUGCAUUACGUCAUGUUACGCUACACUGCAUCAUGUCACGUUACGCUACACUGCAUCAAACGAUCACGUCAUGUCAUGACAGCAUAUCACACUACACAUACGGCUGGGGACAUGCUUGCUAUUACUAUAUUCCCAAAUGCAUAA